Messenger RNA from Trichoderma virens Gv29-8, 966 nucleotides. RefSeq lists its product as uncharacterized. Lineage: Eukaryota; Fungi; Ascomycota; Sordariomycetes; Hypocreales; Hypocreaceae. Gene Ontology annotation, biological process: secondary metabolic process. The record is from RefSeq and is a predicted model, not a curated record. Gene Ontology annotation, molecular function: carboxy-lyase activity; hydrolase activity. The coding region runs from base 1 to 966 and encodes 321 amino acids. The transcript has 2 exons. Gene Ontology annotation, cellular component: cytoplasm; cytosol.
AUGGAGAAAAUCGACACUCACGCGCACGUUGUUCCUCCUGGCUGGAGGAGAUAUUGUGAAGAACAUGGGUUUGGGAAGCCCGACGGAAUGCCAGCGAUUCCGGAAUGGACACCAGAGGCGCAUAUCGCGUUGAUGGAUAAGCUAGGAGUCAGCAAGUCUAUUCUCAGCAUCACGUCCCCCGGCACAUAUCUGAAGCCAGGCGACGAUGCUCUUGCUCGCAAGAUUACUCGCGAGACCAAUGAGGAACUAGCCCAAAUUUGCGCGCAGAACCCUUCCCGCUUUGGCUUCUUCGCCUCAUUGCCUCUGCCUGAUGUUGAGGGAUCUCUGGCCGAGAUUGAUCACGCCAUCAAGCUUGGUGCAUCAGGUUUUGCUGUAAUGACCAACGCACAUGGUCAAUAUCUCGGAGACUAUACUCUCGAUGCUGUCUUUCAUAAGCUUAAUGAAGUCAGCGCCAUCUUGUUCAUGCAUCCCACUACUUGUUGUGGAAGCGACCCGGGCGCUGUCAAGCCUAUGAACCAGUAUCCUUCUCCAAUGCUGGAGUUUUUCUUCGAUACUACUCGCGCAGUGACAAAUCUGCUGUUGUCUGGAACUGUGGAACGAAAUCCCAACAUCUCAUUCCUUGUCUCUCAUUGCGGAGCUACUCUUCCACCACUUGUCGAGCGGUUCACAAGCUUUUCAGCUAUAAUCAACGCACCGUCAACUCUCACCUCAGAUCAAGUUAAAGAAUUGUUUAAGACCAGAUUCUUCUUUGACCUUGCUGGAUUUCCUUUUCCUGAUCUUAUUCAUGGGUAUCUUCGUGUCUGCAACGGAUCUCGAUUGCUAUAUGGUACCGAUUUCCCAUUCACGCCAGCUGGCAUGAUAGAAUUUCAAGCUCGCACUAUGGAUAACGGGCUGAGAGAGCUGUUUGAUGAGGAAACUAUCAAGGGCAUAUACUCUGGACAUGCAAAGAGGCUAUUAAAACUUUAG